This is a messenger RNA of Trypanosoma cruzi, 1182 nucleotides long. RefSeq lists its product as uncharacterized. Lineage: Eukaryota; Euglenozoa; Kinetoplastea; Trypanosomatida; Trypanosomatidae. The coding region runs from base 1 to 1182 and encodes 393 amino acids. The record is from RefSeq and is a predicted model, not a curated record. The transcript has a single exon.
AUGACUGCUCUUGUGGACGCUAGAGAAGUAGCGGAGGUACGACGGGUGCUGCUCUCGCUCGGUUACCAAAAUCCCUCUGCCGACGAUAUCGCUCUUACAUUGCAGCAGGUGAAGGAGGCACGUCGUCGCGAGGCCGAAGUGCAGCAGCAGCGGUCUUUUUCUCCCAUGAAACAGAAUGAAAGUUUCCGUCAGGUCUCCGCAUCUCCACCACGUGGAGCCAACGACGUGACCAUGGCUCCCGAUGAAAAUGAAAAUGUUGAAGUGGAGAGCGAAGAAGGGAAUCCACGACGAACCUCCACGUCGCAAAAGCAGUGGCCUGGAUUGUCUUCGCACUCCAUACGUGGAGGUCGCACAACGCCGAUGAACUCAACAGGGACUGGGAGACACCCUGGACGUGGUCGAGUUGCGGGAACUCAGCCCCAUCGAGAGUAUUGUUAUAGAGAGCCUUACCACAGUGAUGGAAGCGUCGUAGUGGAGAGAAAUGCACAGUCAAUGAGGAGGGAUCGUUCAGGCAGGCGUCGUAUGGAAACCAGUGAAACAUUUCAUUUGGGAGUUAGCAAUAAUGCUGGGACGAAAGAGACCAUUAUGGUACCAACAGCUGUUGGCACUGGAAGGUUCAUCGAUGCUGGUGGCCUACAUUACCCUGAUACAGGGUAUUUGAACCCACAAGCACGAUUGGGGCGCCACAUGAGACGAUACGAAAAGGGACUUAAGGCUGCAUACACGAGCAAAUACAAUGAUGAUCUACAAGACGAAACCGGGGAAGAAAGUGAUUCAUACGAUGAGGAAGAAGAGUCCUAUGAGGAGGGGUACACAGAGUUUGGUUCCCAUGAGGGGCGCGGUAGAAAUCUAGCCAUGUGCUACGAACGUCGGCCGCGCCAGCCACCGGUUACACCAGAGAUCCCGCUGCGCCCCAGUCGAGUAUUGCUCAAUCAACGGAAUGCAAAUAUCAUUUACAGCUUCACAGGUGAUAUUCGGUACAAGUACCGUGGGGGAUUGGGCGCGCCUUUAUGUGCUGUAUUGGGGCCAAACGGCUCAACGCUGCGGAAUCGGUCCGAUCCUGUUCGUCGUGGACAGCAGAUGCGGGAGAUUUGGAAGAAGGAUAAAUUCCUUGCACAACAGGGCCGCAAAGAGGACCGUUGGCGUGUACGCCAAAGCAUGCUGUCGUGGGAUCCCUCCUGA